Molecule: messenger RNA, 348 nt
Organism: Staurois parvus
Lineage: Eukaryota; Metazoa; Chordata; Amphibia; Anura; Ranidae
Source: the annotation of a GenBank genome assembly
UAAAUCUCUUAAAGUGGUUGUUAACGCUCAAGGUUUUUUACCUUCAUGCAUUCUAUGCAUGAAGGUAAAAAACCUUCUGUGUGCAAAUGUGCCCCCACCCCCUCAAUACUUACCUGAGCCCCAUCGCGAUCCAGCGAUGUGAAUGUCUCAGCUGUUCCGGAUCUCUGCCUCCUCAAUCCACGGCUCCAUGUGUUAAUGGACAAACAGAGCAGCGGGUGCCCCCAUAGCAAGCUGCUUGCUGUGGGGGCACCCAACAGGAGGGAGGGGCCUGGAGAGCCUGUGGGGAACCCAAGAAGAGGAGGAUCCAAGCUGCUCUGUGCAAAACCACUGCACACAGUAGUUAAGUAU